UACGGCUGGAUGGUAUGAGAAUGCUAAACUUGAAAUCUGUCCAGUGUUGGAGAGUGGAUGCCGGUAGGCUAAAACCGGUCCAACCCGGACCAUGCUCACCCCUGCCGGCGCAGACAGUACUAUUUAUGAAACCCCAAUCUGCAACCUCUUUCUUCUGCUUUUCUUCGACAAUGUUAUCUUCUCUUCGCCGUUCAGUGUCAACAAGCUUCAAUAGAGUGAAUUACUUAAUCAAUUCAUGUGGAUUAUCUGAGGUUGAAGCUACUGCUGCUUCCAAAACUGUCAAUUUCAGUACUUCAACAAACCCAGAUUCAGUUCUCGCUCUACUUGAAAUCAACGGAUUUACUAAACCUCACAUUUCCAGAACAAUUUCUAAGUUUCCCUCAAUACUUAUAUGCAAUCCUCAGAAAACCCUUGAACCAAAAUUCGAUUUUUUCAAAUCUGAAGGGUUUUUUUCUGGAAUUGAACUUGCCAAGUUCUUCUCCAGUAACCCAACUAUCCUUGAAAGUAGCUUACAAGACAGAAUAGUACCUUGCUGUGAUACCCUUAAGAACAUUUUUGAGGAUGACCAGAAUGUAGUUGACAUUAUCAAACGCCAUUCUUGGCUUCUCACUGGAAAUUUUGGUAUAAAAGAUAUGAUGGUGAAUAUUGGGAUUUUGAGAGAUGAAGGUGUCCCUCAACCCGAUGUUAUUAAGUUGCUUAUCAAGCAACCAAGUGCACUUACGAUUAGCACCAGUAAAUUUAAGGAGAUUGUACAAGAGAUUAACAGUAUGGGUUUUCAUCCUUCAAAACCUAUGUUUCUUACUUGUCUCGAGGGAUUGACAUCCAUGAGCAAAGCCACCUGGGAAGCAAAAGUGAACGUUUACAAGAAAUGGGGUUGGUCGGAAAACGAAAUUCAAAGUGCAUUUGAGAAGCAUCCUCAGUGUAUGAUCCAAUCUGAGAAGAAGACAAUGUCCACAAUGGAUUAUCUUGUGAAUGAAAUGGGCUAUGAUCAAUCACUUAUUGCCAAAUGUCCAAGGAUUCUUACUUAUAGCUUGGAGAAGAGGAUUAUGCCUAGAUGCGAUGUUAUUCAGCUUCUUGUCUCCCAGGGACAGAUUAAGAAACCUGCCUUAAGUGCAAUAUUAACAAUCUGUGAGAAUGCUUUCUUGAAGAAGUAUGUGAACAAGUAUGAGGCGAAAGUUCCAGAACUAUUGAAGGUAUACCGUACUUCACUAGAUAGUACUUCUUAAACAUUAAAUGAGUUUAUUUGAAUUCAGAAAUUGCAGUUUACAUAGUGUUUCUCCUCUUUUGUAUUGUUUAUGGAGUAGCAGUUGGGAAUGUAGGAUCUGGUCGCCAUUAAGGCAAAGUGGAAAAAGAGUGAAUUCAUGCCUAGAUUAUUUGCAUAUUGAAUUUUGUGUCUCUUAUCGUACUUAAUAUGAUUGGUAAUUCAAAUUCUUCGGUUUAACCCGUA
This is a messenger RNA of Papaver somniferum (opium poppy), 1447 nucleotides long. RefSeq lists its product as uncharacterized. The record is from RefSeq and is a predicted model, not a curated record. Gene Ontology annotation, cellular component: chloroplast. Gene Ontology annotation, molecular function: double-stranded DNA binding. Gene Ontology annotation, biological process: regulation of DNA-templated transcription; chloroplast organization. NCBI's taxonomy places the organism in Eukaryota, Viridiplantae, Streptophyta, Magnoliopsida, Ranunculales, Papaveraceae. Bases 15 to 1226 code for a protein of 403 amino acids. The transcript has 2 exons.